AUGUCUGAGAUCCUGCCCUACAACGACGACAAAGUGGCCCGCUAUGGCACCGACUCGGAGGUGGGCGACAUCUCCUUCAGCUGCCGCCUCCAGGACACCAACUCCUGGGGCAACCAAUCCAAGCGGCCCCCCAAGUUAGGACAGAUCGGACGAGCCAAGCGAGUGGUCAUCGAAGACGAUCGAAUAGACGAGGUGCUGAAGGGCAUGGCUGGGAAGUCGCCGUCCGGGGUAUAAAGCGGGCACCGCAGCGCCUCUGCAUCAGCUGCAGCGGAUUCCCCCGAAUUUUUAAAGCACUUUUGGCUGUGCAUGUUUGUUGGGAUUGUGGACAAACCAGAAAAGCACGGAAGAAGAUGAGGCUGCUGGCAACACUCUCCACCUCCAACGCGACCCCGGCCCGAAGAAGGAACUGAUGUGUGUGGGGGGGCC
Molecule: messenger RNA, 426 nt
Organism: Notechis scutatus (mainland tiger snake)
Lineage: Eukaryota; Metazoa; Chordata; Lepidosauria; Squamata; Elapidae
Gene: CAMK2N2
Product: calcium/calmodulin dependent protein kinase II inhibitor 2
Biological process (GO): negative regulation of protein kinase activity
Molecular function (GO): protein kinase binding; calcium-dependent protein kinase inhibitor activity
Source: RefSeq, a predicted model, not a curated record